AUGUCACCGAUCCUUCGUAAUAUCGUAGCUCUCUUACCUUUUUCUCUCACCUUUAAUGUCAUCGAUGAGCCUCAACAAGUUCUGGUUCAGGCUUCAUCUUACAAACUUGCUAAAUCCUACACUGGCAAAAGCUUCUUCGAUGGCUUCGAUUGGAAGACCUUCGAUGACCCUACACAUGGACGAGUGAACUACGUUUCCGAAACCGAUGCUAGAAACAAGAACCUUUCUUACGUCUCCGAUCACAACACAUUUGUCAUGAGGACCGAUUAUAAACACAAGGUUCAACCUGGACAACGAGGUCGAGAUUCCGUCAGGAUCGAGAGUAAAGAUACCUUCGGUAAUGGAAUCUUUAUUGCCGAUAUCCAACACAUGCCAGUUGGUUGUGGUACAUGGCCAGCAUUUUGGACCUCUACUACGGAUCAAUGGCCCAACGGCGGCGAAAUUGACAUCAUCGAAGGAGUCAAUGGCCGGGGCACCAAUCAAGGUACUCUCCACACUACACCGGGUUGCACCAUUCCUAAGAACGUCGAUGAAUCAGGUCAACAACUCAGCUCCGACUGCGCAGUCCACGGGAGCGAUAACCAAGGCUGUGGAGUCAAGGACAACCGAAGAGAUUCCUUUGGUCCUGCUUUCAACAAAAUCAGUGGUGGGUGGUACGUCAUGAAACGAUCAGACACGGGCAUCAAAAUGUGGUUCUGGCCUCGAGGUGGUCACGCUCCUGCCGAUGUCAGAACCGGCGCCGCCCAUGUCGACCCUGCCCAUUUCGGCAAACCUUUCGCCAACUUCCCUUCCACACAAUGCAACAUGAAGGAACAUUUCGGUCAACAUCGAAUCAUUUUCGACAAUACGUUAUGUGGGGACUGGGCAGGAGCGGUCUACGGUCAACAAGGAUGUCCUAGUACCUGCGAAGAUCACGUCAUGAACAACCCUGAUGCUUUCAAAGAUGCUUACUGGAAGGUCAGAGCAUUGAGAGUUUACGAAUUGAAGAGCCAGACAUCAGAGGAUGAGGAUGAAGCGGCUGUCAAUGAUGGUUACGAAUAUGAGUAUGAAGACGUCGAUUACUCUGUCGACGACAUGGUUGUGGUAGUUUAG
Molecule: messenger RNA, 1092 nt
Organism: Kwoniella shivajii
Lineage: Eukaryota; Fungi; Basidiomycota; Tremellomycetes; Tremellales; Cryptococcaceae
Exons: 8
Coding region: 1-1092 (363 amino acids)
Biological process (GO): glucan catabolic process
Molecular function (GO): hydrolase activity, hydrolyzing O-glycosyl compounds
Source: RefSeq, a predicted model, not a curated record